Musca vetustissima is the source of this 2793-nucleotide messenger RNA. Its product is annotated as cytochrome P450 4p1-like. Gene Ontology annotation, molecular function: oxidoreductase activity, acting on paired donors, with incorporation or reduction of molecular oxygen; heme binding; monooxygenase activity. Bases 1 to 2793 code for a protein of 930 amino acids. The record is from RefSeq and is a predicted model, not a curated record. The transcript is spliced from 11 exons. Lineage: Eukaryota; Metazoa; Arthropoda; Insecta; Diptera; Muscidae.
AUGUUUCUGUUUUUAUUAUUUGUAUCAAGCGUCGCUGCAUUUGCACUUGUAUUGUUUCUAUUAAAAUUAAAUCGUGAUUAUGCUAUAACCUCAUUUGUAAGAAAAAUUAAAACAAUCGAUGGAUCACCCGUGGAAGAGACGUUCUCCAUAGUUGGUGGAUUUUGGGGUAGUAAUUUUGAUUUUCUGUCAAUAACAUUGGAACAAUUGUUUUAUUAUUCUCGCAACUAUGCCAAAGCAUUUAAACGUAGCUAUAUCAUCUACUUCCUAUUGAAUCCUGUUCUCAAUGUCAUCGAUGCCAAAGAUGCUGAAUUGGUUUUGAAUGAUCCUCACAUCCUGACAAAGGGUUAUUUUUAUACAUUCCUACAUCCAUUUUUAAAAACGGGUCUUUUAACGAGUACAGACAAAAAGUGGCACAAUCGAAGACGUUUACUUACUCCCGCCUUUCACUUUAAUAUUCUGGAACAAUUUAUGUAUACCUUCAAAUCGGAAUCCUUGAAAUUCAUUAAAACUUUAAAUGGUUUAGUGGAAAAUAAAAAUUCCAAUGGGAUCAUAUCGUUAAAUGAAUUAAUUCCACGCAUAACUCUCAACAAUGUUUGUGAAACCGCAUUGGGUGUUUGCCUGGAUGAUCGUUUGGAUGGCGAUGAAUAUCGCCAGCUGAUUAGCGAGGUGGACAAAAGUCUAUUGGAGCGUAUCAAAAAUCCUCUCAUGAUUAUCGAUAGGAUUUAUUACAAUUCAGCUGAGGGCCGGAAAUAUUUGAAAUCGAUAAAAACGUUGCAUGCCUUCUCUAGUGGAAUCAUUGAAAAGAGACGUGAGCUAUAUAGCAGGGAUGUGGUUCAGGAGGAAGAUAUACAAGCAAAUGAUCAUGAUGAGAAUAACAUUUAUCGUAAACGCCGUUACGCCAUGUUGGACACGUUGCUGCGAGCCGAAAAAGAUGGCCUCAUCGAUCACGCUGGCAUUUGCGAAGAGGUCGAUACAUUUAUGUUUGAAGGAUUCGAUACAACAUCAAUGGCUCUAAUAUUUGUUCUUAUGGCCUUGGCCUUGCAUCCGGAUAUGCAACAAAAAUGCUAUGAUGAAAUAAACGAACACAUAGCUGGUGAUCAUGCCACCUUGGAUAUGCAACAAUUAAAUAAUUUAAAAUAUUUAGAUUGUUUUAUAAAAGAAACACAACGUAUGUAUCCGUCAGUGCCAAUUAUUGGACGUGAAUGUACCGAGGAUACGGUGUUUGGUGGCAAGAUGCUAUUUCCCAAAGGUACACAAAUCCACAUGCACAUCAUCGAUAUACACAUGAAUCCCAAAUACUAUGUGGAUCCGGAGAAAUUUGAUCCGGAACGUUUUACGCCAUCACAGGCGGAAAAACGUCAUCCAUUUGCCUUUAUACCGUUUAGUGCGGGACAAAGGAAUUGCAUUGGACAAAAAUUCGCCCUGCUGGAAAUCAAAACACUUUUGGUCUACGUUCUUAAGAAUUUCAUAUUGGAAGCAGUAACCCGUCCCGAAGAUUUUCGUUUUCAAUGUGGACUUUUGAUACCCCAAAUUUUUGAAUAUUCUCGUGGCAUGGCUAAAACGUUUCGACGCAGCUAUGUUCAAUAUUUCCUUUUGACUCCGACGUAUAAUGUCAUUGAUGCCAGCGAUGCUGAAAUGAUAUUGAGCGAUUCCCGCAUAAUGGAUAAGGGAUUGCUGUAUCGGUUUUUGCAUCCAUUUUUGAAAACAGGUCUUUUGACAAGUACCGGCAAAAAGUGGCAUACACGACGUCGUUUGCUCACUCCAACCUUUCACUUUAACAUCCUGCAACAAUUUAUGGAAAUUUUCAAAUUAGAGUCGGCGAAAUUUAUUGCCGAUUUAAAUAAGCAGUUGGAAUCUGAAGAUUUUAAUGGUAUUAUUUCGUUAAAUGAAAUGAUACCACGAUUUACCUUAAAUAUUAUAUGCGAAACUGCUUUGGGUGUCCGCCUAGACGACCACAAGAACGGUGAUGAAUAUCGAGAAUAUUAUUCCAAAAUCGAAGAGCUAUUAAUUGAACGUCUUAAAAAUCCGCUUAUGUUAUUUGAUUGUGUAUUUUUCAAAUUUCAAAAUGGUAAAAACUUUAUAAAGUCCCUAGAAAAAUUGCACUCCUUCUCCAGUGGUAUUAUUAAAAAACGACGUGAAAUGCUGGAAGCGGAAUUGAGACAACAGGAGUUUGAAUUAAUGGAGCCCAUUGAUGAUGACGAUGCUAAAGAUAAGAAUAUUUAUGGCAAACAACGCUACGCCAUGUUGGAUAGCCUUUUGCUAGCCGAAAAAGAAGGCCUCAUCGAUCACAAGGGCAUUUGUGAAGAAGUCGAUACAUUUAUAUUGGCCGGUUACGAUACCAUAUCUAUGAAUUUAACAUAUGUUCUUCGGUGUCUUGGCCUAUAUCCCGAUAUGCAGUCAAAAUGUUAUGAAGAACUGCAGGAAUAUAUUCCGGAUAAUAUCAACGAACUGACUAUGAAACAAUUGAAUAAUCUAAAAUAUUUGGAUUGUUUUAUACGUGAAACAUUACGGCUGUAUCCUUCGGUGCCAACAGUGAAACGUGAAUGUAUUACUGAUACUAUACUUGGUGGAAAGUUGUUACUACCAAAACGCACACAAAUAAAUAUACACAUCUACGAUAUUCAUAGAAAUCCAAAAUAUUAUCCCGAUCCGGAUGUGUUUAGGCCGGAGAGAUUUAUGUCUGCGGAAAAAAGACAUCCUUAUUCAUUCAUACCCUUUAGUGUGGGUCAAAGGAAUUGCAUUGGUAAGAGAUUGGUAGAGAGAUACAGAUUCGAGGCUAGAUUUUGUUCAUAA